This is a messenger RNA of Ectocarpus sp. CCAP 1310/34, 1360 nucleotides long. The record is from the annotation of a GenBank genome assembly. NCBI's taxonomy places the organism in Eukaryota, Phaeophyceae, Ectocarpales, Ectocarpaceae.
AUGGCACAAUAAUAUCGAGCGCGCACACAAGCUUUGGCGCCCGCCAAGCACAGCUCGCCAAGCAGGUGUAGACUACUGCUGUAGUGGCAAGGAGACAGCUACCAUCAUGUACCACGAGAGGCAGCGCCUGAUGCAGUGCGCCAUGCACGCACUGAACAACCUGUUUCAAGAGCCCUGGGCCAACCGCGAGUUGAUGGAACGCCUCGCCCUUGAAUUGGGCAAUCGCGAGGCUGCUCUGCGGUCAGAAUCAGGCCUCAAGCGCCUCCUGAUCAAUCCAUACAAGUCAGUGAUACCUAUGGUUGGAGACUACGAUAUCAACGUCGUCCUAGAAGCCUUGAAGCUAAGGGGAUGCCGCGUUUCUCUCCACGUCGUCUUCAACGCAAGGGACCCCAGCGCCUUCGAGCUCGCGCUGGCGCAGGUCGACUGGGACUCGGCGUCCAUCCGGGGGGUGAUCGUCAACUUCGUCUGCCGGAGCCUCCUGUGGGGCUCUUGGGUCACCCACCACUUCUACGCGAUCGUCAAGGCGAAGGGUCCCGGCGACAGCGACGACGGACUAUCCCCCGGAUGCGGAGAGGGGGCCCCGCAAGCUGCACCGGCGGGGGAAGGGGGCGCGACGAGACAUCUCGAAUGCGGUGGUGGUGGUGGCGUUGGUACGGGUGCAAGGGCUGACGGCGAAAGGGAAGGGGACGCCGGGGAGCAGACGGGCUGCUUCCAGCAGCUCAGUCCGUCGAGACGGAGAGAGAAGGACAACCAGGCCCGAACUCGAAACCGAACCAGCAGCAACCAAGGCUCUUGUUGCGGUUCGGACGGUGGGGGGGCGGGGGGUGCGGCUUGGUACAGCCUCGAUUCCAGGAUACCGAAGCCGCUGCGGUUGGGGGGGACGCGCGGCCUAGUGGAGCACCUGGCCUGUGAAGUACGGGAACACCAUGGACACGUAUUUGUGGUUGGCGAGGGGGCAGAGGAAGUGGCAGGGGUGGGCAACGAUAAUGACGGUCACGUAGGCACAGCGGAAGCUCGCGUUUAGAUAUGCGGCUAUGCUGAGGGCGGGUGGGGUGCGGUAGGCCCCGCCUGGGUGGUUUAUACUCGUUCACAGGUCACGCAUUUUUUUGCUGAGUGGAGAUUUUGUGAGGCUUUAGAUGCCUUGAGGAUCGUAUUCAGUAUGUACGUCAGAAGAACCAAGGGGUACGGGCAUCUACACUGCUGUCGUGUGAAAACCGACAACAACGAGGGCCAAUUAGGUACAUAGCCUGACCACAACCUUGCCUAGACUUUCGUCAAACAAGUGUCUGGCCCCCUUUGCUGCGAGACGGUACAAACUGGUGGCUUUUACAAGUGCACCGACCGUCGCCGCCGCUGCCGC